This is a messenger RNA of Dracunculus medinensis (Guinea worm), 2925 nucleotides long. The record is from the annotation of a GenBank genome assembly. Lineage: Eukaryota; Metazoa; Nematoda; Chromadorea; Rhabditida; Dracunculidae.
AUGGAGAUAGGAACAAAUGAAUUGACUCGACCGUUUCGUAUUCCUCGUCGAAAGAAUAAUCCCGAUGAAACGAAUGAUAAUGCUGAUGAGGUUAAACGCAGUCGUGCUGCUGUUGAUUCAGAUUUACGUUCUCCACUUGUUGCUCCAACCACUACUCGUAGAAAUGCUAACUCUUUCAGUCGAAUUGUACCUCCUACUAAACGGAAAGCACCUGGAGAUAACCAUAACCAAAGCCUUAACGCUAAAAAGUCAAUAAAACAGCGGUCUUCUGGGCCUGAAGUUUUGGACAAAAUCCUUGGAAUCAUGGUAAAUCCACCUAAAGAUCGAAGACGUGAUGUGAAUAGUGAGCAAUAUUUUUUCGCAGUUAUGAAGGAGGAGAUAGAUGAAUCUGAUCCUAAUGAAGCGUCUAAUCCUAGCAAGUCUCAAAACGCACCAACUUUGACGUAUGAGGAGUUGCAAAAGCGAUAUGUCGAUAAUUCAUUAUGCUAUUCAUUUCUGACUAAAGAAGGAUUAAUGGAACGUUUACUCGGCCUUAAAAUGUUAACUGGUCGCAUCGAUUCACACGCUACACUGGGUUGUAUGUCAUAUGACCCAAAUGAUCCGCGCAGAAAGAACUAUGGAGCUUCAAGCAAUUUUGAUAACUAUUCGCCAAUACUUAAAGAACAGCAACUAACAGGGCAAUUUAACAAUGCGCCUAUGGAGGAGCGAAAAGGUCCACGAACUCCCCCAGGUUCGCCAGGUCAAGCCGACAACUCUUCGUUAAUUUCUUCGCGUGGAGUAGGAUCGGCCUCACCAUCAAGUCCUCCUCCUCCUCCUCCUCCUCCAGAUGAAGAACCAUUGAAUAAAUCAGAUCCUGCAAAUGAUAUCAUUGCUGAAGUUGCGGAGUUUACGAAACUUCCACCAUGCCGGCUGUCUGAAUGCCUUGGAGAAGAGCUUCAAAAUGCAGUGAAACAGGUCUCGCUUAUCCUUAAUGUUUUAGCAGUUGACCGUUCUGUGCUUCUGAAUACUCUUAAAGAUGCCUUGAUCAGAGUUGGCAAGAAAGAAGAACCAUCCAUGAAAUCCACACGAGCACUUUCCGUGAAGAAAGAACAACCGAUUAUUAAUGAAGGUGAAAUAAUUGAAACAGCAACAGUAGAAGUGGAAAUGGAUAUCGAAAGCAGUAAAAGUUUUGAGGAAAAGGAACAACGAGUUUUGCCACCGCCACCCCCUGCUCCAAAAACUCCUCCAUUUUUUCUAUCAGAAGUUAAUUUAAUCGCGCCAUUGAAUCAUCCAACUUUGGCGACUUCGGGUAUUCCAAGUAUUGGUUCUUGUAUUUUGCCUACUCCGCCACCACCACCACCAAUCGUAUCGACUGUUGUUGCUCCACCUCCACGACUUAGUUUCUGUCACAAUCCUUCAAGCAUUAAUAUGGCAGCUCCAUCUUCAACCAGUUCCGCACCCAUUUUACCUUUGUUUAAUCAACGUCCUCCUGUAAAAUUCAAAAAUGAAGUGUCUACAUCUCCUCAGGCUUCAUCUGAUGUUACUUGUUUCAAUCCAUCAAUUCAAAAUCCAUUAUUCACAACACCACCACCACCAACAAUAAACACAAAUAUUCUUCUUCGUCCGUCCCUGCAAGCAUCACGACCACCUCUUCUUAUAAAUGAAACUUCAUUAGGAAUUCCUGCAAAGCCACCACCAAACGCCGAUCAGUUUUCUUCUAUUGCCAAUAGCAAAAUCGUUCCACUAAUGCCAUUCCCUCCACCAUCAGAAACAAUUCAUUCUAAUCAAUCUUCCAGUUCCACUUCUAAGAAACCUCAACCACCAACAUUUUUCAAUUCGCGAAUUGAUUUUUCAAAACCUCCGCCGAUACAUAAUCCUCCUCCAAGAAAUAUAUCGCCUGUUUCUUCCAGUGCAUUACACUUUAUGGAAAAAUCAGCCUCAAAUUUCAACAAUCCUAAUAGUUCAAAUUUAUUGACUCAAGAGUUAGCCCCAACCAGGUUUCCUUCAGUUUAUUCAUUAAAAGAGAACAGAACAAUAAUAGCAAAUGGCAAAAGUGAUAUCGUGCCAUCUGUAUCAACACUUUCUUUUUCCCAAGCGCCAGAUCCAUUUAGUCUUUAUCAUCUUUCUCAAAGAACGGAUCAACUAUCCAGUACGCCAUCUAUCCAAACAUAUCGAAGAAAUAAUGACUCUACAUUUAUGAAAAAUGAUUGCAGUUCAUUGCAGUCAUCAGUUCCACCGGAAAAUAAUCCAACUCCAACAUCUCAAAAUGUUAUUAAGACACUGCUGAGUGCUCUUGCUAUACCGCAGCAAAGUAAAUCACCACCAUCUGCCAAAAACUCAUUUGUUCCUAUGAAUAAUGUAUCUGGAAAUACGCAAAAUCCAACUACGAUCAAUUUCUCUAUACAAAUGGAUCAUUUUAAUAGAUUUUCAAGGCAAAACAGUGAUUGUAUAAAUCAUAGUCAACAAAUUUUUGAUGGUAAUCGACAGUACUGCGGUUUUUCAUCAUCAUUUAAUCCAUCAGUAUUGAAUGAACGUCAACAACAAGAAGAUGAUUCAGAUGUUGUUGAUUUCAGUUGGCCUCCAGCCAAUUUUGAAGAAACUAGUAAUCAACAGACACCAACAGAAAGUUCAGUUAUGGGUAAUAUGUCAAACAUGGAACAAGAAAAACGUCAAAUUAAUUAUUCGCCAGGUAGAAUCCAGUGUAAAGCACCAACUAAUUCAUUAACAAAUUCGAUUCGUCUAAACAGUGUACCAGAUGGUGGGAAUUUCAUGAAUAGAAAGUUAAGGCCUCCACCGCAUGCUCCAUUCAUCCCACUUCGUCCUUCUCAUUUCGCUUUACCAGGUCAAUCUAAACCUUUAACUUUUUUUCCUCCGCAAAGAUCAAUUCCUUCCCUUCGUCAAAUAAUGCCGGAAAGAUUUGUAAGGCCACCCUUCCGUCGUUAUUAG